Molecule: messenger RNA, 1032 nt
Organism: Phlebotomus argentipes
Lineage: Eukaryota; Metazoa; Arthropoda; Insecta; Diptera; Psychodidae
Product: fumarylacetoacetate hydrolase domain-containing protein 2
Exons: 3
Coding region: 46-1032 (328 amino acids)
Molecular function (GO): hydro-lyase activity
Source: RefSeq, a predicted model, not a curated record
CACAUUUCCAUCCUUGGGAAAAUAUCAUUAUCAGAAGGCUAGAGAAUGUCAUUCUCUUCGGUGCGUACAAUUUCUGGUCGUUUCCAGACGUGGCGACAGAUCAAUAGACUCGAAGGAGCGCUAAAAAGGGCGACUUUUAUCCGGAAUUUGAGUUCUUCCUCUCCAGCUGCCAUGAGAUUCGUUCAGUACAGGAAGGGUGGCGACAAGAGCACCCGUUUGGGUGUCUUGUCGCCGGACGGGAAGAAGAUUUCAUCGCUGUCUGCGUAUGGGAAUGACAUGAUUGGGUUUCUGGAGAAGGACGUGAACCUGGCGGAUUUGGAGAAGAAGCUCAGCUCUCUGCCCGCUGAGGAUGUCACGGCGGACGUGACGCUGGAGUCUCCUGUCUCGCAUCCGGAGAAGAUCGUGUGCAUCGGGCUGAACUAUCGCGGCCACUGCGAGGAGCAGAACCUCAAGCCUCCGGAGCGUCCGAUGUUCUUCAGCAAAUUCGCCAGCACUCUCGUGGGCCCCACGGGAUCCGUCAUAGCGCACGAGAUAAGCUCGCAAAUCGACUGGGAAGUGGAACUGGCCGUGGUGAUCGGUAAGACGGCUAAGAAGGUGCCGCGCGAGAAGGCCUACGACUACGUGUUCGGCUACUGCGUGGCGCAGGACAUCUCCGCGCGGGAUUGGCAAAAGGUGCUGAACAACAAGCAGUUCCUCAUCGGCAAGUCCAUGGACACUUUCUGUCCUCUCGGCCCGGCGAUUGUGCACAAGAGCCUCGUGCCGGAUCCGCACAGCCUCAAGAUCCGCUGCAGCAUCAACGGCGUGCAGAAGCAGUCCGGGAAUACCGACGAGCUCAUCUUCCGCAUCGACGACAUCAUCAGCCGCCUCACGCAGUCCAUCACGCUGCGUCCCGGCGACGUUAUCCUCACCGGCACGCCCGGUGGCGUUGGCAUGUUCCGCGAUCCGCCGGAGUACCUGAAACCGGGCGAUGUCAUCGAGAGCGAAAUCGAGGGUCUCGGCAAACUGACCAACACUGUUAUCAAGGACGAUUAG